Frankliniella occidentalis (western flower thrips) is the source of this 1901-nucleotide messenger RNA. RefSeq lists its product as uncharacterized. The transcript is spliced from 6 exons. The record is from RefSeq and is a predicted model, not a curated record. Lineage: Eukaryota; Metazoa; Arthropoda; Insecta; Thysanoptera; Thripidae. The coding region runs from base 1350 to 1892 and encodes 180 amino acids.
UAUUCAAUUUUAUAAAAGUCUAUAAAUUGUAAUAAAAUUUCUUAGUGAGUUGUAUACAAACCGUUUCACCCGGGAUUAGAGACGAAUACAAAAAUCCUAACCUCUAAAGUACGCUCACACGUUAUUCCUAGGGAGAGCGUUCGACAAUUUGCAAAGUAUUCUCGUCAUGCACCGGCCAAAAUAAACACGCACAUUGAAAUAUACAUGCUGAAAGAACUGGUUUUCAUAUGGUAACGAAAUGAUAACAAACAAAAGCAGAGGCAGUACUUGUUGCUAUUUACAGGCCUGGUCCGCUUAGCCACACUCACGCACAACGAUCUGCAAAUAAAAUCGGCUGCCUGUGAAUAGCGCUGAGUCGUGGCGGUGGUGGUCACGCACUCGCUUCGUCUGCACCGUUGCAUAAAACGCAACGACAACAUAGAAUUCUGGUGUGAAAAUGGCAUCGGAGGUGAAUGUAUCGUUAAACUAUUUACAAAAUUUCGCCACCAGCGGCCCUCCCCGUUCUCAUUAUGCUUCGUUGCAGGGAUGCAGACAGACCAUGACAGACGUUUAAAGUUUCAACGCCAAGCGCCAAACUUUUCUCCGAGUCCUCGCUGUUCUCUUAACAGUGCUGAGUGUUUGGGUGCGUACUGGUGGAACUAUGUAAAUGGCGUAUUUUUGGUUGAAAUCAUUUACAUGGACGUUUCAAACGUCUCAAAUGAGGUCGGUAUGUGGUUGUUGUCUGUGUACUCUGCGCAUCAUAACCUCUUGUCUUGUAUGUAAUUACCCAGGUAACUAAGGUUUACUUUUCUUCCAGUUUCUUUGUCGGAAAUGUAUGCAGACAUUGGAACUGAAAAUCCCUCGUACCCUUCAGAAGAAUUACUAAGGCCAAAGUCCGAGGUCCCCGAAUGUGAAGAACCGACUGAUCUCCCUCUUCUUUCGCAUGUAAUAUUGGGUCGGCCUGUGGAAGAGUUUGAUGUUAGCAACUUCCAGCUGUACUUAUGUGGCUCCGGCACUUAUCAGGCACUGCAAAAAUGCGUAUCUGGCGUCUGUUUUAAGAGAUGUGGAACUGCUUCCUCCCAUGUCUGUGCUGGAAAUAACUUUCAGUUUGUUCUUGAACUCCAUGAAAAUAUUUUAAGUCACCCUUAGUAGCUGACAGGCAGGAAUAUCAUGUGGUUUGCUGUCAAGGAAUGCAACUCGUACUCUAUUGACACAGUGAUCACAGACAAGCUGCGGUAUGUCCUCCAGCCAGUGUUGUUUGAGAGGGCCGUUCGCAGUAACAGUUGUAAUGAUGUUCAAACAAUGUGUGUGAAAGAGAUGACCCAGAACGUGAGCAGCUGAUUCCUGGGAAAAGGGCUGGGUGCCAAAUCAUGACUUCUACCAUAUCUAAUGCCCUGAAGGUAUCGCAAUGCAUCAGAUUUCCUCCAUUAUCAGAAAAUAGGAAGACUGAAGAAUUCAUUAAUGUGCUGGCUGAUUUGCUGCAUAGCUUUUACAAAGCAGAACCACGGGGCAACCAACAGUCACUCAUAGAUGUAUCAUGUGUGGGAGCACAAAUUGGUCCCAAUGACCGUGGUGUCAGUAAAGAGCAUGGAUUCCUUGAUGUCCUUUUGAAAACUGAACUGACUUCUUCAGGCUCUGAGAAAGUACUGUUGAUAUGUUUGAGAGCAACCAAGUGGGUGUGGAUAGCUGUGGAUAGUGGAUUGCAACAGAGUAGUGCUGAUUUUGUGGAGGAGGGAAUUUCAUUUUGUCAUAUCAAGUCCUUUUGGCUGCUCUUUAGCACACUGUGCAGUUGUGAAGCAGUUAAUCCCUUGGCCUCCAUUGUGUUGAUUAAGCUGGACAAGUUUAGAUAUCAAAAUAUGCCCCAUGGCAGCUACAAUGAGGUGGUCCAAAUUACCAUGCAUGGUCCAUAUUAGAUCAUUUGA